UGCAACUGAAGCAAACCACAUCUUCUUAUACAAGAUAAGACAUAGAGAGUGAGAGAUCAGGUGAAGCAGAAGAAGAAGGAGACUGAUCUAUCUCCGUGAAAGUCGAAACAAAUGGAUUCUUCUUGGGGUCGAUUUCUACUUCUCAUUCUCUGCAUUCUUCCCGUUAUGGUUGAGUGCAGAGUGAGGCACUACAAAUUCAAUGUAGUUAAGAAGAACUACACAAGGUUAUGUUCAAGCAAAUCCAUAGUUACCAUCAACGGGAAAUUCCCAGGACCUACAAUUUACGCAAGAGAAGAUGACAAUGUAUUGGUCAGAGUUAGCAAUCAUGUCAAUGUUAAUGUUACCAUCCAUUGGCACGGCGUCCGGCAACUGCGAACCGGUUGGUCUGAUGGACCGGCGUACAUCACACAGUGUCCUAUCCAGCCAGGGCAAAGCUAUCUCUACAACUUCACACUCACAGGGCAAAGAGGGACACUCUUUUAUCACGCACAUGUUAACUGGCUAAGGUCAACGGUGCAUGGUGCCGUAGUUAUAUUGCCAAAACGUGAUGUUCCUUAUCCUUUUCCAAAACCAGAUGAUGAACUUGUUGUAGUACUAGGAGAAUGGUGGAAAUCUGAUACUGAAGUUGUCAUCAAUGAAGCUUUGAAAUCAGGAUUGGCACCAAAUGUCUCAGAUGCUCAUACCAUUAAUGGCCUUCCAGGGGCUGUGGCUAAUUGUUCCUCACAAGAAGUGUACAAUCUUCCAGUGGAGAAGGGGAAGACCUACUUGUUAAGACUUGUCAAUGCUGCACUUAAUGAGGAGCUUUUCUUCAAGAUUGCUGGCCAUACUCUCACUGUAGUGGAAGUUGAUGCCUCUUAUGUAAAGCCCUUCAAGAUUGACACAAUCAUUAUAGCUCCAGGCCAAACCACUAACGUCCUCUUAAACGCAGACCAAAAAUCUGGAAAAUACUUAGUUGCAGCUUCUCCUUUCAUGGAUGCUCCAGUAGCUGUAGACAACGUAACUGCUACUGCAACUGUUCAUUACACAGGCAUUAAUUCUGCUGCUACUACAGUUCUCACAAACCCCCCUCCUAAAAAUGCAACACAAGUUGCUAAUAAAUUCAUUGACUCCCUCAAAAGCUUGAAUUCCAAAAAAUACCCAGCAAAAGUCCCUCUGAAGAUUGACCAUUCACUGUUCUUCACUGUUGGAUUAGGAAUUAACCCAUGCCCAUCCUGUAAACCAGCAAAUGGGAGUAGAGUUGUUGCUUCUGUGAACAAUGUGACUUUUGUUAUGCCAACCACUGCCUUACUUCAAGCCCACUAUUUCAACAUCCCUGGGGUUUUCACCACAGAUUUCCCUGCUAAGCCACCUCAUGUGUUUAAUUACACAGGUGCUGGUCCUGCAAGUUUGCAGACUACAAGUGGAACAAGGCUUUACAGGCUUCCUUUUAAUUCCACAGUGCAACUGGUUCUACAAGACACUGGGAUUAUUGCACCAGAAAGCCACCCCAUUCAUCUUCACGGGUUUAAUUUCUUUGUUGUGGGAAGAGGAAUAGGGAAUUAUGACCCUAAAAAUGAUCCUAAGAACUUCAACCUUGUUGACCCUGUUGAGAGGAACACUAUUGGAUUGCCCUCUGGAGGCUGGACUGCUAUUAGAUUCAGAGCGGAUAAUCCAGGAGUGUGGUUCAUGCACUGUCAUUUUGAGGUGCACACGACUUGGGGAUUAAAGAUGGCAUUUUUGGUGGAUAAUGGAAAAGGUCCCAAACAGUCAUUGAUACCACCUCCUAAAGAUCUUCCUAAAUGCUGAUACACCCACUUCCAUAAAUUAAAUAUACAUAGAAACAUAAGUCUCUCCAACUGACAACAGAUGAGUUGGAGGUACAGAGAGAAGAGAAGACAAGAUCCUUUUGAUUUCUUUUUUUUUUUUUUUUAACAAAUGAGAGAACUUGUUCAACCCAAGUUAAAUAAAUUAAUCGAGCCAGCAAUUUGUUGUUCUUACACACACAUUUUUUCCCCUUAUUUUUAGAGAUUCAGAAUUGGAGUCAACAAGUGUAUGCUUUUACUGUAUAAUGAAAUCCAAACGUGAUAUACCUUAUGUUGCUUG
Messenger RNA from Neltuma alba, 2082 nucleotides. RefSeq names its product laccase-4-like. Bases 112 to 1785 code for a protein of 557 amino acids. The transcript is spliced from 6 exons. Gene Ontology annotation, cellular component: apoplast. The record is from RefSeq and is a predicted model, not a curated record. Gene Ontology annotation, biological process: lignin catabolic process. Gene Ontology annotation, molecular function: hydroquinone:oxygen oxidoreductase activity; copper ion binding. Lineage: Eukaryota; Viridiplantae; Streptophyta; Magnoliopsida; Fabales; Fabaceae.